This is a messenger RNA of Ilex paraguariensis (yerba mate), 182 nucleotides long. NCBI's taxonomy places the organism in Eukaryota, Viridiplantae, Streptophyta, Magnoliopsida, Aquifoliales, Aquifoliaceae. The record is from the annotation of a GenBank genome assembly.
UAGCAAAGCAUUACCACUCCGAGGCAAUCACCAAGGCGUUGGAUCACUCCGAGGCAACCACCAAGACAUUGUCGACCGGCGCAAGUGCUGACCGGCAGGUGCAACCCACUGAGGAAGACUCUAUGGAGGCUCUAGCUUCUUACGCACUUCCAUUGGACAAAUCCUAUUCAGCCAAGGAUUAA